GUGCCAUCCACCACCAGUCUGGCUUCAAGACCGGAAUGUUAAGUGAUAUAUUUAGAAGCUGUCGAUUAAACAAACUAUUUGAGAUCCAAGCUGACCCGUGCGUAAUUACGCGCCGGUAUACUCUAAAAUUUAGACUGCAGAGAGCGAAAACAUAAUUUCUUUAAUGACUACUAUCUAAUCAACUGAAAGAGAGGGACUUCAUUCACAUGCGAGGUGGACGCAGAGGGAUGUCACAUGUGCCAAUUAUAGAAUUUAAAUAAAGGGGUGACACAACCUAUUGGCCACACCUCCACUGUUUAAAUCCACUCAAUGAGGGACACAAGAAGAAGAAGAAGAAGUAAGACAUAACAGGACCUGGAGGAGAAGCAGAAGAAGUUUAUCUACUUCAGUGGCCGAUGAAAAUGAUUCUGUGGGUUGCUUUGUUGAUGUCUCACUGUUGUUUGGGUCUGAAUGGAGCUGCAGCAGAAAGCAGAGGACUGGAGACGAUACAGAAAUGUGGCACCAGGUGUUCUCGGGGUCUUCACUGCACAACGAAGCCAGAUUCUUUGUUUUCCCCUCCGUGUCAGAACCCGCCUGAAGGUCUCAACACCUCCUCCGUGUUCCACAACAUCAGCCUCUCCACGGUCAUGAGGUGUGAAGGGAGGCAGCAGUGUUCACUACACCUCAGAAUCAAAACCCAGUUACAACUUACCGAGGCCAUCCAUGGGGUGUCCAUAUGUACUGUCACUGCAGGGAUGAUGGCGAACUGCCGCAUCCUCGGCUUCAAAAGAUCAUCGAGAGAAAGAAUGUCUGGACAGCAGGUGGAAGUUGAGAAUGAUUGCACUGACAUUUCUGUCAGCCAACGAUCCCAAGUCAUCUUGAAAACUGUGCCAAACUACUGUGGCGUGACCUGGACAGACACCUAUCAAGCUCCAGAAUGUGUCAAUGAAGAUUUGCGAAGACAUGUCCCGGAAUGCAUCACUGGGAGGUUGUCAUACGAUGUAAACUCAAAGACGAACGAGCUGAACGUCAGUGUGUCAGACAUGCUGGAAGAUCACAACUACCACCUCCGUCUGUGCCUCAAGCAUUUCAUCUGUGCUGGCACAGGGGCCAAUAAACUGAUUAAGAAGGAGGAACCCGUCAAAAGUGCCAUUCUUCCUUACUCCCGACCUUUGCCCUGCCUCUGCAUCGAGGGAUGGUCAACAGUGAUGGAUGCCCCCAGAGUCCAGGUCUGCCCCUUCAAAGACCGUCUGGAGGAGCUGUGGUUUGGAAUUAACUUUGACCCACUGGAGGGGACGUUAUCAUGGGAGCCCACCUGUCCUGUAAGAGCUGUGGUUGCGUUGUGUCAGAAAAGAGAAGACGGCGUCUGUGUGGAUCUGCCUCACGCCUCUCAGAACAUUAGCAGAAAAAAGAUAACAUUUAGUCAAGUGGAUCCCCACUCUCAACUGUGCAUGAAGUUCACUGCAGACUCUAAGUCCUGGACCAGGUGCCCCUUUGCUGAUGCCAAAUUCCAAGCAUGGGAGGUGGUUGUCACGAAAAAAGAGGGUCAUGAAGACGUGACGAUGUCGUCACAGAUCAAUGCAACGUUUUCCGUGGGGCUGUGCGUGAAGUCUGAAGAGUCGUCUGAGUGCCGCGUCACCAAAACGCACAUCAUGCAUGUGGAGAAACAUAAAUCCGUUGGCUUGAAGCUGGCAGAGGAACUGUGCAGCUCUUGUCUACAGGUGAAGAGACUUGAUGUGAAGUUUGCUGCUACCAUCACUCACUGUCUUGGGCAAUGUAAUGACUCAGCAGAACCCAGACCUGUCAUUUCCAUUCGAGCCUCCAUGGACUUGACCUGGAUUGUUGUCCCAGCAGGUGUCUGCCUGUCUGCCAUCAUAAUUAUUGCUUUGUUUCUUCAAGUGCAUCAGAGGAGGAAGCAAAAAAGAAAUGGCUGUAGCUCUGAAAAGCAAACAGAUCCUUCUCUUGACUGCGUGGUCUCUGCAUUCCAAACUAAACCUGCUCUCCAUGGAGGUGUACUCAUACCCGAUUCACCGCUAUGUGAGGACACUGAGAGGGCCAACCUAAUCUCUGACUGACCAAAGAACAGUUCUCUGGUCAUAAAGCAUUCCUUGUAAUGUGCAGUAAAAUACUGCACACAUGUUACACAAGCAAGUUCUCUGUUGAGUGCAGACAAUGUUGGGACGGAUACUGUAUUUCAAAUGCUGUUGAUGUUAUGUUACUGUAUAUGCUGUUUAGUGUGCUUGUUUUAGUUACUGACUGUUGUUUAUGUAUUCUGUGUCUCUAAGUGAACAUGUCUUGUGUAUUAAGUUAAAAUAUUCAUUCAGCUUGCAGCUAAACAGUCAGUUCCCUUAAUUUAAAAUUAUAUUUUCAAUAAAAAAUGCGAAAUGUGGAAGAAAACCUCCAGUCUGAACUUUAUGUUGAACUUAAAUGUAGGGAAGUAAUGGUUCACUUCUUUUUAGCUCAGAAUUGUCCAUGGUUUUAAUUGUAAUGAAGUUUAAACAUUUUCUUAUCUAAUUUUCCUCUUACUGGAAGCAAACAAUAGUAAAGCCAAUCCUUGAAUUUCGUAAUUUGAGGUGUAAGGUCACUUGGCCUGCAGUUAUCUGAUGACACAAAGGCCACAGUAUAUCUUUUAACAUUUCUAAAAAAUCUUGUAUUUAAUGAACUGUAUACCUACACACUGUGUUGCAUAAACCUCAUUGUUAUAUAACUUACAGCCUUGAGCACAACGUGACAACAAACAUCAAGCUACAAAGAAAAAUAAAGAAGGAAAAGCGA
Molecule: messenger RNA, 2754 nt
Organism: Larimichthys crocea (large yellow croaker)
Lineage: Eukaryota; Metazoa; Chordata; Actinopteri; Sciaenidae
Gene: il17rel
Product: interleukin 17 receptor E-like
Exons: 20
Coding region: 396-2054 (552 amino acids)
Molecular function (GO): interleukin-17 receptor activity
Source: RefSeq, a predicted model, not a curated record